Molecule: messenger RNA, 1266 nt
Organism: Antrostomus carolinensis (chuck-will's-widow)
Lineage: Eukaryota; Metazoa; Chordata; Aves; Caprimulgiformes; Caprimulgidae
Gene: PIGA
Product: phosphatidylinositol glycan anchor biosynthesis class A
Exons: 5
Biological process (GO): GPI anchor biosynthetic process
Cellular component (GO): glycosylphosphatidylinositol-N-acetylglucosaminyltransferase (GPI-GnT) complex
Molecular function (GO): phosphatidylinositol N-acetylglucosaminyltransferase activity
Source: RefSeq, a predicted model, not a curated record
GAGAGGGUCACCAUCGUCCACGCUCACAGCUCCUUCUCCGCCAUGGCCCAUGACGCCCUCUUCCACGCCAAGACCAUGGGGCUGCGGACGGUGUUCACCGACCACUCCCUCUUCGGGUUUGCGGAUGUCAGCUCGGUGCUUACCAACAAACUCCUGACGGUGUCCCUGUGCGAUACGAACCACAUCAUCUGUGUCUCCUACACGAGCAAGGAAAACACGGUGCUGCGAGCAGCUCUGGACCCUCAGAUCGUCUCUGUCAUCCCCAACGCUGUCGAUCCCACCGACUUCACUCCCGACCCGUCGCGGAGGGACGACAGGACAAUAACAAUUGUUGUUGUCAGCAGACUGGUUUACAGAAAAGGUAUAGAUUUGCUUAGUGGUAUAAUUCCUGAGCUCUGUCAGAAAUACCCAGAGUUACAUUUCUUAGUUGGAGGAGAAGGACCAAAACGAAUCGUACUGGAAGAAGUCCGGGAAAGAUACCAGCUACAUGACAGAGUACGUCUCCUAGGGGCCUUGGAACACCAGGAUGUUAGAAAUGUUCUAGUCCAAGGGCACAUUUUUCUCAACACUUCCCUCACUGAGGCCUUUUGUAUGGCAAUUGUGGAAGCAGCAAGCUGUGGUUUACAGGUGGUGAGUACCAGAGUUGGCGGGAUUCCUGAGGUGCUUCCAGAAAAUCUCAUUAUUUUAUGUGAACCCUCUGUGAAAUCUUUGUGUGAUGGAUUAGAAAAAGCUAUUGCCCAGCUCAGAUCAGGAACACUACCAUCUCCAGAAAGUGUUCAUAAUAAAGUAAAGACAUUUUAUACAUGGAGGAAUGUAGCAGAGAGAACUGAGAAAGUGUAUGACAGGGUUGCGGAUGAAGUGGUUUUACCAAUGGAUGAGCGACUUAACAGGCUAAUGUCUCACUGUGGCCCAGUGACUGGGUGUAUUUUUGCUCUUUUUGCUGUUCUGAACUUCCUUUUCUUGGCGUUCCUGAGGUGGAUGACUCCAGAUUCCAUUAUUGAUGUUGCAAUAGAUGCCACAGGACCUAAAGGUGCAUGGACUAAACAGUGUUUUUUGCGGAAAAAAGGAAGACUUAAAUGAGCACUUCCAAGCUCCUGAAAUGCUCAAAUGGAGAGGAAAGAACACAUCAGUCACUAAAGGUUUCAAUGCUUGCUGACCGAGACAUUGAUCUUAAAAUUCUUCAGUUUCUUUCAAAGUUCUUGGAAAGAAACUUGGUUAAAUGUGCUACCUCAAUUUAGGAUUACGUUUUAAUUUAGUUUUGGUUUC